This is a messenger RNA of Colias croceus (clouded yellow), 542 nucleotides long. RefSeq names its product dolichyl-diphosphooligosaccharide--protein glycosyltransferase subunit DAD1 (gene Dad1). The transcript is spliced from 2 exons. Gene Ontology annotation, cellular component: membrane; oligosaccharyltransferase complex. Lineage: Eukaryota; Metazoa; Arthropoda; Insecta; Lepidoptera; Pieridae. Bases 95 to 433 code for a protein of 112 amino acids. The record is from RefSeq and is a predicted model, not a curated record. Gene Ontology annotation, biological process: protein N-linked glycosylation.
GACACGUCAUAUUUGCAAAUUGUCAACAACGUCAAAAUUGUAAAUUCUACCAAUUUGUGUUUGUAAAAGUGUAAUUGCAAAUUUUUAAAGAAACAUGACUUCAAUAGCGUCAGUAAUUCCAAAACUAUAUCAAGAGUACUCUACCAAAACUCCAAAGAAGCUGAAAAUUAUAGAUGCUUAUCUAUUAUACGUUUUCUUGACCGGUGUCAUACAAUUCGUUUACUGUUGUCUCGUCGGCACUUUUCCCUUUAACUCCUUUUUAAGUGGCUUUAUAUCUUGUGUAAGCUCUUUUGUUCUUGGUGUGUGUUUACGGUUGCAAGUAAAUCCUGAAAAUAAGAGCGAAUUUUCCGGACUGAGCGCAGAGCGAGGCUUCGCUGAUUUCAUAUUUGCCCAUCUUGUUCUACAUAUAGUUGUGAUGAACUUCAUUGGCUAAAUAAUAUCAUUUAAUUUUAAGGAUGUAUGUUUAAUGAAUUUCAAUAUUAAUGAGCAUUGAAAUAAAUAUGCAUGUAAUAUAUUGCAAUAAAUGAAGUACUGAUUUCACA